AAGAAAAGAAAAAUUCCAAACACGAAAAGCAAACAAGAAAAUUUGAGAGAGGGGGUCGGUUCAAUUUAUCUAAGAAUGAAAUGAAGAGGUGAGUGAGUGAGUGAGUGAGAGAAGUGAAAAUGGAUUUGGAAUCAGUGAAGAAGUACCUGGAGAAAGGAGGAGAAACAGCAUCGAUGGUUGAUCAAUUGCCUCCGAGGUUUCUAGAACCCUUAAUAAUGAAUUCCCUUCGGGUCGAUAGAAUCGAGCCUGGGCGCGUCGUUUGUUCCAUGAAGAUACCUCCACGUUUACUCAAUUCCGGGAACUCGUUACAUGGUGGUGCCACCGCUGCGCUGGUGGACGUGGUGGGUUCCGCUGCUAUUCCCACCGUUGGAUAUUCAGCUGCCAAUACGGGGGUUUCCGUUGAGAUUAAUGUUUCUUACUUAGAUGCUGCCUACGCCGAUGAGGAGAUAGAGAUUGAGGCCAGGGUUCUGCGUGUGGGGAAGGCUGUUGCUGUUAUCAGUGUGGAGUUCAGAAAGAAAAAGACUGGCAAAGUUUUUGCCCAGGGGCGUCAUACCAAAUUUCUUUCUUUUACUAGUAAAAUGUGAAAGGCACUGAAGGGGUUCUAUGUUGGGUCACCUUUGUAUCUGGCAUAUAUAUAUAUAUAUAUAGAUUUUCCUUCUUAUUAAGUUUUCAGCAUCUCCAGCAGUUUCUACAUGUGGCAUGUUACCUUGAAUUUUCUGUACAAAUUCUUAUUCAUGUACAGGGGCAGCUGCUCCUUAUUGUUAAGUGAAGAGGCCAUGUUUUCUAGUUCCCCAUAAUUGUCCUCUACU
Molecule: messenger RNA, 809 nt
Organism: Abrus precatorius (Indian licorice)
Lineage: Eukaryota; Viridiplantae; Streptophyta; Magnoliopsida; Fabales; Fabaceae
Product: acyl-coenzyme A thioesterase 13-like
Exons: 3
Coding region: 120-584 (154 amino acids)
Molecular function (GO): fatty acyl-CoA hydrolase activity
Source: RefSeq, a predicted model, not a curated record